AUGGACGGCGCUCCCGUAGAGGCUCGAUCUCUAGGGUCCAUCGUCAACCUUGCGUCGAACCCGCCUGCGUAUCCUCGAAACCCUACCCAAAAGCCGCUAGAACCGCUAGUUCUGUACAUCGUCCGCGUGCCUGGCAGCAAAGACGUGUUUCUCUCGCCGCUGAAGCCUCCUACAAAGUCCAGUCUCUCUCCCGAAUCUCUCAAUGCGUCGCUAUAUUUCCUGCAUGUGGCUGGGCCGAGAGACGAAGAGAUCCUGGAGUCUAUCGCACAGGAACGGCAUACCCAGCAACAAGUCAAGAAGCCGAUACGGCAGACAAGUAAAUUUGCGAUCUUGAAUCGCACCCGCAGGAAGCCAGUGCCAGGCGUUGACGCUUAUAACGCUCAGGAUGAAGUGCCACCGCCUCUACCGCCUCGCCCCCAACAGAUAACAGGUCAAGAUGCCGGAACCACGUUUGAAGGGGAGCCGGAAGACCUGGCCUCGGGCAGUAUCACUCCCGUACGCGAACAUUCGCCCGUGUUAGGGCCACCGGGUCUAUGGGAGCCACAGCCUCCGAUUCUGCCGCCUCGUCCGCUGCCAGGUCCACCUAUUACUCUCGACGACUCACGGCGAUGGAGCAGCCAGAUAUCCUCGUCGAUACCUGUUGUAGAGCCUCCCCCGCAGGACUGGCAAACGCAGGCUUCCGGAACCGUCGUGCGGGCGAGCUGGGACGGCGGGGAGCGGGAGCGGCCCUUAUUCCAGCCAGAGUCCGCCACCAGACCCCAGAGCCAUCGGGGCUUUCUACAAUAUCUACCGGACAAUGAAGGCCCCAAACCACCGCUGCCAUUACGACCCAAGAAAAGCCAUGAACGGCCGCAGGAUGCUGUCCCUGCACCUCCUUUUCAUCUGACGCUUAUACGACGCGAUCCGACUCACAGUAGCCAAUGGAACGUUGGCACAAUUGAUAAUAUAGGCAGCUCUCCGGCCGAAGGAACAGCGGACGGAUCUAUAAAAGUGGAAAUCACAACGCCAGGCUAUCAGAAAUUCGCGAUCGAUACAUCUAGAAUGUCGUUUGAAAGCUUGGGGAUUAAACUUCCUGCUGCAGCACGCAGCCUGGACAUUGCACGGCCCCCUUUACACAGCAUGCCACCUAUGCCUCGAGAGGCCGAAGACAUAUCAGAUCCAGGGCUAGAAGCCGGUCCUGUCAAGUUCACCCGUAUCCUCAAACUCUCUCCGCCACCACACUCAUCCCACCAUCGACAUCAGUCCUCCUCUCACAGUGAAAUGUUCAAUCUUUCCUCUCCCAAGGCCGGCAAGUAUCCUCACAAGUGGAACGCACAUUACCACUUCACAUCCAUCUGGAAUGGCCACUGCAACUUUACCACUGCCACCAACGGCAGGACCCUAAAGUGCAAACACACCAUCCCAGGGCCGGCGGGGAGUUCGCCAUCUUCAUCAGCCUCUACGACAGUCGCUGAGAUUCGAUUCAACCUGCCGACACUGCUACCCAGACCCUCCAGCUCCGGCGACCAAAACAGCAGCCCGACCAAGAGCUCCUGGAUUGGAGAACUGGACCUUAGCUUGGCCCGUGAAAGAGCAGGCGGAGGGUUACGCGGAAACAGUGCAAAGCUAGGCAAAUUGAUUAUUGAAGACGAGGGCUUGAAAAUGCUCGAUCUGGUUGUGGCCAGCUGCAUGGGCGUGUUCUGGAAGUAUUAUGAUAGCAUGUAG
This is a messenger RNA of Microsporum canis CBS 113480, 1704 nucleotides long. RefSeq lists its product as hypothetical. The record is from RefSeq and is a predicted model, not a curated record. Bases 1 to 1704 code for a protein of 567 amino acids. The transcript is spliced from 2 exons. NCBI's taxonomy places the organism in Eukaryota, Fungi, Ascomycota, Eurotiomycetes, Onygenales, Arthrodermataceae.